AAAAAAGCAAAACUUUGGAGGAAAAAUGGAAAAAGUUGGAGACGCGAAGUUUGCGCGUGCUGGUCCUGCGGGGAGAUAAAGACCCGCAGCGGGGGUUUGGACGUGCGGGGUUUUUUUUUCCUGCGGGGAUUUUUCUACCUGACGAUGGUGUCGACGGAGCGAAUAACGCGGAUUCUCUCUUACUUCCAUUGAAAGCAGAUUCACUCAUGGAGGAAGGAGCCCGUCGGGAGUCAUGAGCGCAGGUGUGAAGAAGCCUCCAUUAGCUCCCAAACCUAAACUUCCUGCUACCGCCAAACCCUCUCCCCCGCCCAUCGCCCCCAAACCGGGGAUCCACGCGCAGCCUUGGGUCGUCUCCCAACCUUCCCCUGCCACGCUCAAGAGGGCUAAACCGGCUCUUGCCCCGAAGCCAUGUAUUCCCAAAUCCACCACGGCCUCCUCCCCCCCUGUUUCACCCCCACCACCCAGACCCACUGGACCCCUUAUCCUAUCUCAGGAGCAGCAGGAAGCUUUAGACAAUGGCCUCUCACUUCUCAACUCCAGAAAUGGGAUUUUAUCGGAGUUGAGCAAACGCGACUCGGACUACAUCAUUCCCACCUGCUCCUGUGGGCUCCAGGACUGCUCCCAGUGCCAGCGCCUGGAAAACGGAAGUGUAACCGAGAUUGGGAGUGAUUUGUUGCACAAAGAGCUGCUGCAGAAUGGGAUUUCUACAGAGGGCUUCACAGGGACGGGGCCGCGGGAGGGGGGAGUAGCUGCAGAGAAGGGUGAAGCUGGAGGGAUUAGCAAAAAGCCCAGGGAUAAACCUCAAAGACAGAGACACCUGGACAGGGAGCUGGCAAACAAAGAGGCACAGAGGACUGAGGAGCAGAAGGAGAAAGAUUCAGAUGCUGUAAAACAUCAGGAAAGUGCAGAACCUGAUGUACAGACUGAGGAGUUAAACGGAGAUUUAACAUACUCCACGCCCGCCUGUGAUGUUGCAGGCAGCAUCAUUGUUUUCUCGAGUGUCCCUCUCCGUGAGAUAUCUACAGAAUCCUUACAGGUAGAAUACAAUGAGCCCAUCAGCAGGUUACACUCUGAACUGCAGGUCCCUGCUGCCCCCAGUAAGCCUCUCCCUGUCCCUCACCCUCGUAAACUUAAAAAGCCGACGCUGGUGAGGCAGGACGGUGUGGAGGUCAGUGCCCAGGACCCGGCGGCGGAGGAACAGACGCAGUGGAAUGAGAUGCAUGAAGCAGAGGAAAGACUGAGUUGGUGUCACAGUUCAGAGGGUCAGGAGCUCACACAGGACACGAGUGACGACUCUUUACCCCAAAGAGACUCAGGUAUGGGAGACAUUGACCCGGACGCCCCCGUCCCUCCUCCUCGACAGACCUCCCUCUCUCCUCGCCUCCACAGAACAGUCUACGCAGCGGCCUUUCUCAACAAAAACACCUCGCACUCCUUAGACCUGCUUGCACAACGUGACGCCAUGAGCCACGGGAAAAAGGGCGAUGACCACCGGCUGGAGCAGGAUGAAGAGGACGGGUACGGCGACUUUGCGCGGUACCCGAUCACUCACAGCCUCCCCAAACAGAUCAAACUGGGCUGCCACCCUCUUCUGGCCAACGCCAGGAAAGCCUUCUCUGCUGAGGAUCAGCCUUUCCCGAGGGCGCCGCCAAGAAAACCUCAACGCCACAGCAUGCCAUCAUCCCAUCCGCCCUGCAUCUGCCCUCCUGCACCUCCACAUGCGAACACCCCUAUGAGGGAGCUGCCCGCGCCCCCUCAGGAGAAAACAGCCUGGCGCUUCACCCGACCCUGCGUGACCUUCUUCAGCCGGCAGAUGCCCACCAGGAGCAGCGUGCCUCCGAAGAGCCGAGCCCCGGGGCUGGGGGGCAAGCAGAGGGCGCAGUCCUUCUCCGCAGCUGACCUGGCAACCCGGGCCAACUCUCAAAAGAGAAGCCUCUCCUUCCGGAAGCUGCUGGAGCUCCGGCUGUCGGUCAAGAUGCUGCCAAAGCUGCUGGCAAAGUCGGGGCAGUCCCUGGACUGUACCAGCAUGGAGUCCCACCGGGGGGAGAGGAGCCUGGAGCGGCCCAACAGCUGCAUAGUGGAGUCUGAAAACUUUGGGGAAGAUGAAGAAGUGGAGUACGAGAACGUCCCUUUGUAUGAGGAGAUCCCCGAGUACAUGAACCUGCCGUUUCACAGUGCGAGGCUGGGGUGGCCCAACGACCCCGAUGCUGCGGAUUCAGACAUCUACGAAGUGCAGGAUCCUUAUCACCGAUGCCAAGACCACGAAUACGAGAGCGGCUGGCUGAGUCAGGACGUCCACUCCGAGGAGGAGGAGGACGAGAUCCACAGUUCAGACGAAGAGGACAACAGCUCCACCUCCAGCAAGGAGCACCUGGACGAGGCCGACAGACAGCAGGAGGACGAGAUGAAGAGGAAGAAGGUGGUGCACAUCGCCCAGGAGAUCAUGAGCUCGGAGAAAGUAUUUGUGGACGUCCUGAAGCUUCUACACAUCGACUUUCGGGAUGCUGUUGCCAAGGCGACGCGUCAGAACGGGAAGCCAGUGGUGGACGAGCGGAUCCUCAACCAGAUCCUGUACUACCUUCCACAACUGUACCAGCUCAACCGAGACCUGCAGAGAGAGCUGGAGGAGAGGGUGGCACACUGGAGCGAUCACCAGAGACUGUCGGACAUCUUCGUCCAGAAAGGUCCGUACCUGAAGAUGUACUCCACCUACAUCCGUCAGUUCGACAACAACGUGGCGCUGCUGGACGAGCAGUGCAGGAAAAACCCAGCGUUCGCCGCCGUCGUCCGAGAGUUCGAGACGAGUCCGAGAUGUGCCAGCCUGGCUCUGAAACACUACCUGCUGAAACCAGUGCAGAGGAUCCCUCAGUACCAGCUGCUGCUCACAGAUUAUCUGAAGAACCUCCCAGAGGACUCAGAGGAUUAUAAAGACACACAAGCUGCCCUCAGUAUCGUGAAGGAAGUGGCCAACCACGCUAAUGACAUCAUGAAACAAGGGGAUAACUUCCAGAAGCUGAUGCAGAUUCAGUACAGUCUCAACGGUCACCACGAGAUCGUUCAGCCAGGCAGGGUGUUCCUGAAGGAGGGCACUCUCAUGAAACUGUCCAGGAAAGUCAUGCAGCCGCGGAUGUUCUUUCUGUUUAAUGACGCACUCAUGUACACUACUCCGGUCCAGUCUGGCCAGUAUAAACUCAACAGUGUCCUCUCUCUGGCUGGGAUGAAGGUGAGCAAGCCGAGCCAGGAGGCGUAUCAGAACGAGCUGAACAUUGAAAGCGUUGAGCGCUCUUUCAUCCUGUCUGCCGGCUCGGCUACAGAGAGAGACGAGUGGCUGGAGGCCAUCGCCAAGGCCAUCGACGACUACACAAAGAAGAAAAUAACCUUCACAUCAAGUCGGAGUCAGGAGGAGUAUCAGGCUGAGGGGGUUGUCGACAGCGGAGCCCCGUUAGGCUCGAAGGCUCCGAUCUGGAUCCCAGACCUGAGGGCCACCAUGUGCAUGAUCUGUACCUGUGAGUUCACCCUCACCUGGAGGAGGCAUCACUGUCGCGCCUGUGGAAAGGUUGUGUGUCAGGCGUGCUCUGCUAAUAAGUACUACCUGGAGUACUUGAAGAACCAGCCAGCACGAGUGUGUGAUCACUGCUUCGCUAAGCUACAGGAGAAUAGUGACCGUUGUGCCUCAACAUCCGUGUCUCCCAUCAAAUCUGGAGCUUUUUCCUUCACUAGGAAACAGAAAAAGAUUCCCGCUGCACUAAAAGAGGUUUCUGCGAACACGGAGAACUCCUCCAUGAGCGGCUACUUAAACCGGUCGAAAGGCCACAAGAAGCAGUGGAAGAGGCUUUGGUUCGUCAUUAAGAACAAAGUCCUGUACACCUACGCUGCCAGUGAGGAUGUUGCGGCGCUGGAGAGUCAGCCUCUGCUGGGUUUCUUCCUGCGGGAGGAGAAGAACGGGCCGGCUCAGAAGCUGCAGUUCAAGCUGUAUCACAAGAACACGCUGUUUAACAUCUUUAAAGCCGACGACAUCCCCACUGCACAGAGAUGGAUCGAGGCCUUCCAGGAGGCGAUGAUUCUCGAGCAGUAAACUUCUUUAUUUUAGCAGUGAAGUCACAUCUCAGCUACGGAGCUAGUUGAUCGUUAACUUUCGACCCCCCCCCCUUCCCCGAUCGAUGUCGUGUCAGGGGUCACCGGCUCAGGAAGGACUCCGGAUGGACUGUUUAGUUUAAACAGAGACGCACACAGACUGUGUGGAAAUCUGCCUGCGUUCCCCCUCAAAGAGCUGGAUUCUGUUUCUCUAAACAUCUUCUUUCUGCCGACAGCAGCUGCUGUGGCUCAGCGCCGCCGGCUGAGGUCGGAGUUAAUCGUGAGUUACAGCUGUGGGUCACAGGUCAAGUCCAGAAGCAUGUGUGUGGAAGUGACACCAAACAGUUGUCAGGGUCGUUUAAAGCCCCUCGGAAGUCUGAAGUCUCGGGAGGAUUUUCUUAAAUGCAAAUGGAUGAAGGAAUCAUUUUAGUGUGGAACUAAAUAUAUGAAAUGUUGGCUUCAUUCAAGCACAUUGUUUAAAAACCCGGGUUCCAUUUUUUUAAGCAAAAUCUUGCCGGCAAACUCUUCAAAAUAAGAUGUUUGAUCUGAAUCACGGACGUAAAGUAUCUGAUGUCAUGUAAAAGGUGAGAUUUUACUGUAAAAAUCAGGCUUGAAGUUGAAUUUCUUCUCUUUAGUUUAAUCUCUCUGGUUCAGAGAUUUUACUCUUUUUAUUUUUAGAUUAAAAACAAUCAUUUAAAUCAUGGGAUUAAAAAAAAAACACAUCCUGGACAAAACUGGAAAUAUCAUGAAUAAUGUAGAUAUUUUUCAUACAGUUAAAAUGUAUUUUUGUUUGUUUUGCCACAUUAAAACAGUUUAAUGGGUAAAACUGUUUAUAUGGAAAUAGAAGAGCAACAUUGACCUUUUUUAUAUUGAAGCCGAGAGCUAAUAUUUAUAAAAUAGGAAGAUUUAUUGUUGGAAAAGCACAGGCUGCCGCUUAUUUUGGGAGUCGGGGUUUUAAUAUGAAAUAUGUUUCAAUCAAAACCGUUAUUUUUAUUUUUUUAGAUUGAAAAAAGAAGUGCUUAAAGAGAGUGGGCCUUUUUUUAUACUGUGGAAACUGUGCAUGAAAUAUAUUUCUAAGGAAAUGCUCAAAAGAACGAAAACAUUCAGAAUUUUUAAUACUUUAAUACAGAUUUUGUGCCUUUUUAUAUCUCGUGUUGUGAGAUAAAUUGCAAUUAUACAGGAGCUCUGUUUGAAAUUCUAGGAUUAAAGGUAUAAAUUUAAGCAUCUGUUUACUCACUUUGUACACUAGGAGUGGUUCUGUGGCCAGGUUGCACUGCAUCAUGGGAAAUUAGUUGAUUAGUUUAACCUGGUAACCGAACAAAUAAAAAAACACACCUGUAAAACUACAAACCUCUAGUACCUUCUCUACAAAUUGAGUUUUUUGAAGAAAGUAAUUUCUUGAUGCUCGUGUUCAGACUUCGUGGUUUAUACCUCCUGUUUUGAAAUAAACUACAUUAAUAUAGGUGCUAAACAAAGGUUGAAAUGUAGGAAUCCUGCUCAUGUAACCACUCACUUUGUAGCCUGGGGACUUGAGGUUUGAAUCUUUUAACAAAAAGUAAUUAUUCAGGUUUCUCUUGGACCAGUUGCCAGGUUGCACUUUGUGGGCAAAUUAGUUGAUUCCACAGAAUAUAAAUAAACUCACUUCCUCCUUUUUUUUAUUGAAGAAAUAAAAUGGUUAAUUCUGUCGUUAGAGCUUGUUGGUUGAUGUUGGUCGUUAUUUCCAUUUGUGCCUUUUUUCCCGAUUUGGAUUAGUGAAUAUCUAAAUCAUGCGCUUCUCCAUGAUUGUACAGUAACAUUUGUAAACAUCCACUCUGGCUGAGUUAGAGUUUCCUAUAAACAAUGUUUCUAAACUGUCAGGCAACAGUUUUUAAUAAAUACAAAAAAAGAAUAAAUAUAUAUAUAAAUA
Molecule: messenger RNA, 5980 nt
Organism: Hippoglossus stenolepis (Pacific halibut)
Lineage: Eukaryota; Metazoa; Chordata; Actinopteri; Pleuronectiformes; Pleuronectidae
Gene: fgd6
Product: FYVE, RhoGEF and PH domain containing 6
Exons: 21
Coding region: 233-4075 (1280 amino acids)
Cellular component (GO): cytoplasm
Molecular function (GO): guanyl-nucleotide exchange factor activity; metal ion binding
Source: RefSeq, a predicted model, not a curated record